UAAAGAUAUAUUUUAAAAAAAUAAAUAAAUUGUGGCAUUUCUACAGUUGUUUUCUAUAAAGAAUUUUGAAGACAGAUUAUUUUAAACAAUAGUUUCCUAUGUGGUGUAUUUACCAUGUAAUGUUUAUUGAUUGAUUGAAAAUGGGCUUAAAAUUCUGCAGGAGGUGUCCUCCUUCAUUGUUAAUGGUGUACUAUAAGAGUGCAUUUUGAGUAUUUGGAAUAGUUUUAGGUCUUAGAAAGAUUUAAUGUAUGGCUAGUAUUUUUUCAUUUGACAACAGAAUUUACUUUGAAAUUAUCCACCUUUCUCUGGGAAAGGGUGAACCCUGUUGUCUUUUUAAUGUAUGGCUAAUUUUCAUGAGUGUCUCAAACAUAACUGAUCUAAAGUCACGUGGCUGGGAGAGAAGUGAAGAAAGGUUUCUUCAAGCUGUAUUCCUUUCCGGCCCUCACUCCUGACUCCUUUACGUGGUAAACCUGUUGAUGGCAAUUUUGCUGACUGUGGAGGUAACUCAUCCAAACUCAAUGCCGUCUGUCAACAUUCAGUAUGAAGUCAUUGGCAAUUACUAUUCAUCUGAGAGAAUGGCAGAUAAUGCCUGUGUUCUUUUUGCCGUCUCUGUUCUUAUGUUUAUAAUCAGUUCCAUGCUGGUGUAUGGAGCAAUUUCUUAUCAAGUGGGCUGGCUUAUUCCAUUCUUCUGUUACCGGCUCUUUGACUUCGUCCUCAGUUGCCUGGUUGCUAUCAGUUCUCUCACUUACUUGCCGAGAAUCAAAGAAUAUCUGGAUCAAUUACCGGAUUUUCCCUAUAAAGACGACCUCCUCGCGUUGGACUCCAGCUGCCUGCUGUUCAUCGUCCUUAUGUUCUUUGUCUCGUUCAUCAUUUUCAAGGCUUAUCUGAUCAACUGCGUUUGGAACUGCUAUAAAUACAUCAACAACAGAAACACCCCAGAGAUUGCUGUGUACCCUGCCUUCGAAGCACCUCCACAGUAUGUUUUGCCAACCUAUGAAAUGGCAGUGAAGAUGCCUGAAAAAGAGCCACCACCUCCUUACAUACCGGCCUGAAGACAUUCUGCCUUUGUCAAUAAACCCUAUACCAGCUUCUUGUCUUGUUUAUUUACAGAAUGCUGCAACACAGGGCUCUUCAGACUCAUUUGAUAUAAACUCCAUUUUCUUUCGUGUAAGCAUUUAUUUUCAGACACUAACAAGCUUUUUGGACAUCUAUUAAAAGAUUUUUUGGUUAAGUCUUAUAUUUUAGUAGUUUUUGAAGACAAUCUAGGUUAAGCAGCAAGAGCAAAGUGCCAUUGUUUGCCUUAUUUAGGGGGUGGGAAGGGUGUGCUCUACACAUUGUCUUUUUUAACUUUGCACUUCCUUUGCAUUUUGGUUAUUUGCUGCCCUGGAUACUUUCAGGAGGAAUGAAUACAGUAUUCAGGGUGAGUGAAUUAGGUAUAAGAUCUGAAGUUUUGAGCUAUGUAAACAGGAACAAUAUAUCACAUGUUAACGACUGGGAGAUGACGGUUGCAUGUGUCUAAUUUGUAUGUUUCCAUUUUGUGAUAAGAUGCUUUAAUAAAUUUCUUAAAAUUUA
This is a messenger RNA of Miniopterus natalensis, 1572 nucleotides long. It is a transcript of the gene LAPTM4A, whose product is annotated as lysosomal protein transmembrane 4 alpha. The record is from RefSeq and is a predicted model, not a curated record. Lineage: Eukaryota; Metazoa; Chordata; Mammalia; Chiroptera; Miniopteridae. Gene Ontology annotation, cellular component: lysosomal membrane.